AUGGACACCAACAUACUCGCCGUCGACCCGCAGAGACUGGGGGGCAUCACCUUCACAGAGUCGACAACGGACUUGAUCGAAGAGUGGCACAUAGACUAUGCGGAGGGGAAGGAUUACCAGAGUCUCAAGAGAGCCGCCGAGGAGAUAACAAACACAGACACGCCAGUUGCCUUCCCAACGGAGACUGUGUAUGGACUGGGGGCGGACGCGACGAGGAGCUCAGCAGUCAAGGCAAUCUUCGCUGCAAAAGGCAGACCUUCAGACAACCCUCUGAUCGUACACAUCCACUCGUUGCCUCAGUUGCGCGAACUGCUGUCAGACAAUGGAGCGUCGCAGACGGAAGUCGACCCUAUUCCUGCCAUCUACAGGCCGCUCAUCGAGCGCUUCUGGCCUGGUCCCUUGACCAUCAUCCUCCCCGUACCUGAGAAGACCGUGCUCGCACCAGAGGUCACUGCCGGCCUGACGACCUUUGGCGCGCGCAUGCCGCGUUCUAUCCUCGCGCUUUCGCUUCUGCGCCUCUGUGGGCGCCCCCUCGCCGGUCCCUCUGCGAAUGCGUCUACACGGCCUUCCCCAACCGCAGCCGAGCACGUCUUCGAUGAUCUGCAAGGGCGCAUACGCACCAUCGUGGACGGCGGACCCUGCGAAGUCGGCGUUGAGAGCACAGUUGUGGACGGGCUAUCGAGUCCACCGAGCAUACUGAGGCCAGGUGGUGUCACUGUAGAACAGCUCAGGCAGUGUCCCGGUUGGGAGAAUGUCACUAUCGCUUACAAAGAUAAGCAAGAGGGAGGCGCGAGCAAGCCUCGAGCACCGGGGAUGAAGUACAGGCACUACAGCCCGAAAGCAGAGGUUAUACUAUUUGAAGCCGGUGCAGCAAGGCCUGGGACAGAGGAGGUUACGAGGAAGAGCAAGGUCGGGAUAAUACGCACGAAGAGCUGGAAGCCCGCGCUGGGUUUGACGGCUCAGGACACGAGCGUGCGAGACGCCAACGGACAGGCCAACGGAACGGCACACGCAGACACGACCUCUACUAACCCCGCAGGCGCGUCAUCGCGACUCUCGAAUCUCCUCCGCUCAGUCAUCCAGCACCAGAUCCCGCAUGCACAGCGCCACACUCUCGACUCGAUCGACACGGAAGUAUGGGACAUCAACCUCGGCGCAGAAACCGAAGGCGUCGCGCGCGGGCUCUUCUCAGCACUGCGGGAGCUAGACAAGAAGGGUGUUGAAGUCAUCUUCGUGGAGGGCAUUGACGACACGACUGGAGACGACAUUGCAGCAGCAGUGAUGAACAGGCUGAGGAAAGCCGCCGAGAUCCGUACGUGA
Ascochyta rabiei is the source of this 1320-nucleotide messenger RNA. RefSeq names its product L-threonylcarbamoyladenylate synthase. Gene Ontology annotation, cellular component: cytoplasm. Gene Ontology annotation, molecular function: tRNA binding; nucleotidyltransferase activity; double-stranded RNA binding. Bases 1 to 1320 code for a protein of 439 amino acids. Gene Ontology annotation, biological process: regulation of translational fidelity. The transcript has a single exon. The record is from RefSeq and is a predicted model, not a curated record. Lineage: Eukaryota; Fungi; Ascomycota; Dothideomycetes; Pleosporales; Didymellaceae.